AUGGAGCAGGGUGGAGGUGCAGGCGGUGGGACGGAGAGCCCCGGCCUCCGAGACAGCGUCAGCCCGGAGGAGAGAGGGGAGAGCCCGGCCUCCAGUGGCCCCCCGCCGAGCAAGUUGAGCCGCCUCGAGGUCAACGGCAGCCCGGCGGCUCCGCGAAUCAGGCAGAACGGCACGCAGCUGAGACCGCUGGGAGGUUUGAUGAUCCCGGUCUACUGCGUGGUGGAGCACGCAGAUGUGGGCGUAGCCGGCGACUGUGAGGGGCACGGCGAGCGCCACGCUGAGUUUGUGCUGGUCCGGAAGGACGUCCUCUUCACGCAGCUGGUGGAGACGGUGCUGGUCGCUCUGGGAUACUCCCACAGCUCAGCUGUACAGGCAAGUGGCAUCAUUAAAGUGGGCCGGUGGAAGCCGAUGCCCAUCCACUACCUGACCGACGCUCCAGAGGCGACAGUGGCCGACAUGCUGCUGGAUGUUUACCACAUGGUUACGCUGCGGAUCCUGCUGCACAGCUUUGCCCGUCUGGAGGAGCUGCCGUCAGAGCAGUGGACCCACGCCACAGUGAGGAACGCCCUCAAAGAGCUGCUCCGAGAGACCAACCAGAGCACGCUGGCCAAGGAGUGUCCUCUCUCCCAGAGUAUGAUCUCAGCGAUAGUCAACAGCUCCUACUAUGCCAACGUCUCCACCUCCAAGUGUCAGGAGUUCGGACGCUGGUACAAGAGAUACAAACGCAUCAAAGGUGAAUACAUCGAGAAGAUGUGGUCAGCGCAAGAUAAAUCAGACAUAAAAGUGGAGAGGGAUUUGGAUAUGAGCAUCAUCAGCCAGCGUCCUCCCUCUCUCUUGCCCUCCCCCACCCAUUUGAGUACCCUGGGCGGCCCUGGAGCCCUGUCCAUCAAGAGUGCCCUCGGGGACACUCAGACCUCCACCCAGCCUCACUGUCUGCCUCACCCCGCCAGCCAGCACCACCCCAGUCCUCCGCUUCGUGCCCAGGCCCCACCUCUCCUGAGCCACAGCGGGCUCCUGUCCCCCCAGCUCUCGCCUCAGCUCGUGCGGCAGCAGCUCGCCAUGGCCCACCUCAUCAACCAGCAGCUGGCCGUCAGCCGCCUGCUCGCCCAGCAGCACCCGCAGGGAGUCGGCCAGCAGUUCCUCAAUCACCCGCCCAUCUCACGGACGUGCAAGGGCUCUGGGGGGGCUGCCGAGACCGGCCUCAACUGCUCAGGGGCUGAAGUCUCCUUCGAUAUAUACCAGCUAGUUAGGAACGAGCUGAAGAGGGCCAGCGUUUCCCAGGCCGUGUUCGCUCGUGUGGCUUUUAACCGCACACAGGGGCUGCUGUCAGAGAUCCUUCGCAAGGAGGAGGAUCCCCGCUCGGCCUCGCAGUCGCUGCUGGUCAACCUGAAGGCCAUGCAGAACUUCCUCAACUUGCCAGAGGGCGAGCGAGACCGCAUCUACCAGGAGGAGAGAGAGCGGAGCACGAACAGCAACCACAACCACUCUACCAACCUCAUCUCCAACACCAACACACACAGACACACACAGACAAAGUGCAUCAUGUCGGGCGCGGAGCUGCCGCUGAAGCUGGAUUCUCUGGUGAACAUCACCUCGGGGAUCUACGACGAGAUCCAACAGGAGAUGAAGAGGGCCAAGGUCUCGCAGGCCCUGUUCGCCAAGGUGGCUGCCAACAAAAGUCAGGGCUGGCUGUGCGAGCUGCUCCGGUGGAAGGAGAGCCCGAGCCCUGAGAACCGCACGCUGUGGGAGAACCUGUGCACCAUCAGGAGGUUCCUGGGGUUACCGCAAGCUGACAGGGACCAGGUCUACGAGGAGGAGUCGCGGCAGCAGCACAGCGAGAGGCUCCACACCGUCCUGCACAUCCCGGAGCAGCAGGCACUCCACAGACAGCCUCUGCCACCUCUGACAGCUCCAUCUCCAAUCCAUGAAGACCCACAGCCCAUCCCACUGCAUGGCUCAGAAGACCGGCCCCUGCGUGGGAUGAGCCCCGGCCUCGGAGGGGGAGGGCCAAAGAAGGCCCGAUCGCGGACACGGAUUUCCCUAGAGGCCCUGGGAAUCCUGCAGAGCUUCAUCUGCGACGUGGGUCUCUAUCCGGACCAGGAGGCCAUCCACACCCUGUCCGCCCAGCUGGAUCUACCCAAGCACACCAUCGUAAAGUUCUUCCAGAACCAGCGCUACAACGUCAAGCACCACAGCCAGACCAGAGAGCCCGGCCCCGGGGAGGACGACAGGGAGAGCUCGAGCCCCAGCGAGGGAGGCGCGGGCGCGGCGGAGAGCCGCGGCGAGGAGGGUCUCUCCGCAUCUGAGGAGUCAAGCGAGGACGGGAGGGGAUCGGUGGAGGUGUUCAGAACAGGGGGAGAAGAUGAAAGAGAGGAAAGAGACGCUGAAAUGGAGGCGGAGAAGGAAGAAGGGGAUGACGGGAAAGCCUCAGGACCUGCAACUUCCUCCCUGUCCCCCUACAGCAGCCUGGACAGCCCCCACUCUGCAGAGCAGCAGAGAUAACAGCAGAGCAACAAGUCGGACUGAGCUGAGGAAAACGUUCGAUGGAACCAAAUGACACCAUCAAACUGUGAAGCCCGCACACAUUUACAUCAUCAUCACCUUUACCAGAGCUGAUGACCGGCGCUCGUUCAUACCUGACGAUGAUUGAAGUAAGGUUUGACUGAAAGAGGUGCAACCACUACCUUCAGAUGCUGCCAGUGUUAGACAGCCGCAGCGUGAUCUUUAACGCCACUGAAAGA
Molecule: messenger RNA, 2741 nt
Organism: Chelmon rostratus (copperband butterflyfish)
Lineage: Eukaryota; Metazoa; Chordata; Actinopteri; Chaetodontiformes; Chaetodontidae
Product: DNA-binding protein SATB2-like
Exons: 11
Coding region: 1-2502 (833 amino acids)
Biological process (GO): chromatin remodeling; regulation of transcription by RNA polymerase II
Molecular function (GO): RNA polymerase II cis-regulatory region sequence-specific DNA binding; DNA-binding transcription factor activity, RNA polymerase II-specific
Source: RefSeq, a predicted model, not a curated record